Marchantia polymorpha subsp. ruderalis is the source of this 1919-nucleotide messenger RNA. The record is from the annotation of a GenBank genome assembly. Lineage: Eukaryota; Viridiplantae; Streptophyta; Marchantiopsida; Marchantiales; Marchantiaceae.
UUACAUGUAUCUGAGAGACCAGUGGAGCCGGGAGGAUGCCGGGACUCGUACCCAACAUGUGUUCAAACCGCUAUGGCUGCCAUCUGCUUGAAUUUGCGACGAGAAUUUCGUAAGCCCGCAACGAGGAUACGGAUGGAAGAUUUGUGGUCGGUGUGAGUUUAGUACCUCAGGAAAAGUGCUGACUUCAGUAGCGACGUGCGUUGCUGUUUGUGAAGAAUUGCUGUCGCAAUUUCUGUGUGGACGAAGGAUUCGGGAGCCUGCCGGGCAGUGCUGUUUGGCUUGCUAGCAAACGAAGCCUGGAAUAGUUAGCUUUGUGGAGCUGGACGUGUAGAUUAGUUGGAUUUUCAACUCAAGUCACCGCCUGUACCUGGUUCUCAUCGAGAGAUAGACAAGGAUGGCUGCUGUGGGAUUGCGGCUGGGCCAGCAGCUGCAAAGAUCGACAUUUCUUUUUCCCGGUAGCAUUCUGGGGGCUCCGGCUCCCUCAACCAGCAGGACUUCAUGCGCUUCGCAGUCGGUGCGUGCGCUGAAGAAGCAGUCGCAUUCAUCAAGUCCAAAGGGUAGUGGUGGGAAAGGGUCUAUCGCGGAAAAAUCCAAGGUUGAAAGUGGAAGCAGGGGAGGUGGAGGCUCUCACCCGAGCAGGAAGAAGCUUGAUUCAGGCUCGUCGUUGAAGCUUGAUGAGAGCAUCAUCGCCUCACUCCCCAUGCCUAAACCCCCUGCCGGUUUCAUUCUCGACGAGGCUGGCCGAGUAGUUCUUGUCGCCCCUGCAGCUAACCGUGUUGUUACCAUUGUCGACCCGGCAACUCAGAGACCUCUAGAAUGCAUGAUAAGAAGAGCCUUUCGAAGCUCGCAGGGCCAAGAUUGUUUACUUCUACUCCCCCUUGACAUGCCUUUGCAGAUUCUCAAAAUUGAAGAGGAAAGUGAGGGUUUAAGGGAGCUUAGUGAUGAUGAGCUCCAAGCGGUUCUUCCGACAGCGGCUUAUGCGCUUGCGAAAAGGCGGUUGCAUCUGAUUAUUAGUGGGUUUUGUCUUACUGCUCGGGGAGGAUUUUGUUACACAGAGGAGCAUGUAUUAGAUUUAAAUACAGAUAAUGGCGAGGGUCUUGGUGGUUCACUUGCCGAGGGUGUCGAAAUAGCGAAUUUCCAAUUGAAUGAUGAUGAGUAUCUCAUCUACACUCCUUUCGAUCCACUUAUGUUUGUUGCUAAAAGGGAUGAAGUCACUGGGGAAUUAAAAAUUGCAGACGAUGAGCUUUUGGACGAUGAAGUCGUCCUUGAUGCCAUUGAUGAAGAAAACGAGUUUCAGGCGUUGGUGGAUGAGGAAGAUGCCAUAAACGAAACAUUAAGAGAAGCGAAGUGAGAUAUAUCAUUGUAGAAUCCACGGAAGAAGGUUUCCAGUGGUCUACAUUGGCGGAAAUGAGAUGACGAAUGCUGAGCAUUAAUGGGAGAUUUUAUUAUGAAUACGUGUCACGCAUCUCAACAUUCCAUCACUUAAUUAUGUUCUCAAGUCCCCAGAGACUUAUAGUUUUAGUGUCAUUUAGUAUAUAGGCUAAUAUUCCACAUGGAGUGAAUAUCUAGACAUCGAUUAUUUUUGCUACUAAGAAGCAUGUCUACCUUUGAAGCACAUAGUCUGAAUCUUUAGACUCCUAUAGUGUCACCCCUGUGCUUAAGAAAUAAGCUGUUCAAGACGGGAAUUGUCAGGCACAUUUCGUUAGUGUUGGGGAGUUGUAAAUUGAAACAAUUUGCGAGUCUUAGUUUCACGCUUGUACCAUGAGCCAAGAAUUAGAUGUCCAAGUUUUUCUUCCAGUUUUUUAUGAGCAUGCCUCUGCGUGAAGAUUGGUCUCGUAAGCCACAAUGGACCACCUUCAUGGACAAAAUUCAAUUUCAGAAGUCAAAGUGGUGUCAAGUGUAGUAAUUUCGAAUUCUGA